AUCAAAGCCACAGGCACAUGACCGGUCACGUGAUUCUCCUCUGAUUUAAAGGUCAGAACUGAACGGGUCUGGAAAAACACUUUUCCAGGUGCUUUAGGAGAAGUGGACCUGGAACAAGUGUGUUGUAACUGGUCUUCUGCACGUCUGACAAGCGGAUAACCGGAAGUGAUGUGGCGUGUGAUAUUUUUAGCGCUGGUGUCUGGGCUGUCAAUCAGCUGGGCCCGGCCCCGCCUACCUCCGCUCUCCCACCAGAUGGUGGACUACAUCAACAAGGCCAACACUACAUGGAAGGCUGGUCACAACUUCCAUAAUGUGGACUACAGCUACGUUAAGAGACUGUGUGGAACCGUGCUUAAAGGAGCCAAACUGCCCACCAUGCUGCAGUAUGCAGGGGAUGUGGAGCUGCCUGACACCUUUGACCCUAGACAGCAGUGGCCCAACUGUCCCACUCUGAAGGAGAUCCGGGACCAGGGCUCCUGUGGCAGCUGCUGGGCGUUUGGCGCUGCGGAGGCCAUCUCGGACCGUGUGUGUAUCCAUAGCAACGCCAAGGUCAGCGUAGAGAUCUCCUCUGAAGACCUGCUCAGCUGCUGUGACAGCUGUGGCAUGGGUUGUAAUGGUGGUUAUCCCUCUGCUGCGUGGGACUUCUGGACUACAGAGGGACUGGUCACUGGAGGACUCUACGACUCUAACGUUGGAUGCAGGCCCUACUCCAUCCCUCCCUGUGAGCACCAUGUUAACGGCACACGACCCCCCUGUACAGGAGAGGAGGGUGACACCCCACAAUGUACCAACCAGUGUGAGACUGGAUACACGCCUGGCUACAAGCAGGAUAAACACUUCGGUAAGAGCUCGUACAGUUUGCCCUCUGAAGAGCAGCAGAUCAUGACUGAGCUCCUGAAGAACGGACCUGUGGAAGGAGCUUUCACUGUCUAUGAAGACUUCCUGCUCUACAAGUCUGGUGUGUAUCAGCAUGUCUCUGGCAGUGCAGUAGGAGGCCAUGCCAUUAAGGUCCUGGGCUGGGGAGAGGAGGGGGGGACUCCUUACUGGCUGGCUGCCAACUCCUGGAACACUGACUGGGGAGAGAAUGGUUUCUUUAAGAUCCUGAGAGGUAAGGACCACUGUGGCAUCGAGUCUGAGAUGGUGGCUGGUGUCCCUUUGUAACCACGACAACGGUAACCAUGAAGUGAUUUCAGAGACUGCUGCAGGUGUACCAGUCCUCCUCUCCACUGGCCUUUACACUGGUUCUAAUUCCCAGUCAACCCCUAACCCCGCUAGGCACCUCUUUAGUUCCAAAUAAUUGGUUUAGAAAAUGCUACCCUGUCUGAGGGAAAGGCCGGAGCUACUACCAUGUAGCUUCUAUGGGUCCUACUACCGUAUAGCUCAUACCCGUUCCUGAUUCUCAUCAGAUCUCAGAGUUGUGUAAGAGGAGUGCCAAGGGGUUGACUUGGAACUGGGUAUAUGUGAACCAUGGCUUCGUCUUUAGUUAAAUGUGUUCUUCCUGGUGUCUCAAUCUGUAGUGGUUUCUUCCACCUCAAAUCCACUCUGUCAGCUCCACCUCAAAUCCACUCUGUCAGCUCCACCUCAAAUCCACUCUGUCAGCUCCACCUCAAAUCCACUCUGUCAGCUCCACCUCAAAUCCACUCUGUCAGCUCCACCUCAAAUCCACUCUGUCAGCUCCACCUCAAAUCCACUCUGUCAGCUCCACCUCAAAUCCACUCUGUCAGCUCCACUGAUGUGAAUGCAGGAUGGGUGAAAAGUACCUGUGCAGAAUGAGAGGAAGCUACAGUAGACUAUUGAGACCCCCCCCCCACAGUGGGAGACUCAGUAGAGGUCCAUUUUGCUUCCUGUUUGAGUGGUCACAAGCUGUGCUAAAAAGUCCUCUCCCUGUAGUUCACAACAAUCACACCAAUUUAAAAAUGUAUGAUGCUUUAAACUUUUUAAAACUGUAUUUUUUUUAAUUCGAUGUGAUCACUGAUGGCAUUGUGCACAUUUAGUUUUUAAAUUGUAUUAUAAGGGAAGCGAGAGUGGUUUUGUACUGAUGGGAUUGUUUUAUUUGAAUGCUUUGUCUUUAAUGCUUCUCUGUUCUGAUCAAGUGUUCUGGAAUGAUUGUAUUGAGUUGCAUUAAAUAAAAGUCAACCAAUAUGUUUAA
Oncorhynchus keta (chum salmon) is the source of this 2149-nucleotide messenger RNA. Its product is annotated as cathepsin B-like. Gene Ontology annotation, biological process: regulation of catalytic activity. The transcript is spliced from 9 exons. Gene Ontology annotation, cellular component: lysosome. NCBI's taxonomy places the organism in Eukaryota, Metazoa, Chordata, Actinopteri, Salmoniformes, Salmonidae. The record is from RefSeq and is a predicted model, not a curated record. The coding region runs from base 169 to 1161 and encodes 330 amino acids. Gene Ontology annotation, molecular function: cysteine-type endopeptidase activity.